This is a messenger RNA of Photinus pyralis (common eastern firefly), 1158 nucleotides long. RefSeq names its product RING finger and CHY zinc finger domain-containing protein 1-like. The coding region runs from base 550 to 1086 and encodes 178 amino acids. NCBI's taxonomy places the organism in Eukaryota, Metazoa, Arthropoda, Insecta, Coleoptera, Lampyridae. Gene Ontology annotation, cellular component: nucleus. Gene Ontology annotation, molecular function: zinc ion binding; ubiquitin protein ligase activity. The record is from RefSeq and is a predicted model, not a curated record. Gene Ontology annotation, biological process: protein ubiquitination; ubiquitin-dependent protein catabolic process. The transcript has 5 exons.
UGCUGACCUUGCUCUGCUAGGUUCAUGGACAUCGUCGAUAGAGCCGAGAACGUUGACGAAGCGAGGAAGGUGAAAAAUUGCCGCUAUCAAUGCCAAAAACCGAAGAAACCUACGGGAGGGAUCGAAGAGCUCAAAAAAGUCUAAGACAACAAAAGAAGCAACUAAAGAAGACGAAGAAUCGGAAAACGCGAAAGAAAUGAAAAAGGAGAGAGAAUGAUGUCCAAGAAGAAGUUGAUGAAGGCAAGGAAACCGGGUCGGCCGAAGCUAGAACGAAUUCCGGGCUUUCCAAUAAUAGGGCAUUCUGAAAACGUUCACCAUUUACUUUGCAGAAACAGAGGAAUCCGCAAACGUGUUUUGAGUAGCAAGAACGAAUUCGUCCAAAAUUUGGUAUAUUUGUUGAGGCUGCGAUUGUUAUUUUAGAUACUAUCGAAAAAGGCAACAUUGCAAAAUGUCAUUACUCUGCGUCCUUGACUACAAUCUUAAGUGCAUUGCUCCGCUGCGAUAUAUUUGUCAACAGACUUUGCUGAUAAUUCGCGCGUUAACAGGAAAAUGACGACCGGUUGUGAACAUUACAAACGAUUUUGCAAAAUUCUGACGCCUUGUUGCACCAAGCCCUAUUCCUGUCACAUUUGCCAUGAUGACAAAGAGAAUCACUCAUUAAAUCGACAUCUGAUCCAGGAAUUAAUCUGCGACGUAUGUAAUCACGUCCAGGACCCCAAAAGUAAAUGCGAUAACUGUGGAACGGUAUUUGGCAUUUACUCCUGUCUCUAUUGCUUCGUGUUUGACAAUGAUCUUAAAGGGCAAUUUCACUGCUUCGAAUGCGGCCUGUGCAGAGUUGGAGGGGAAGCCAACUACUUUCACUGCAAAAUGUGUAAUAUGUGCUUUGCACUUCGAUUGAGGGCUAAUCACAAGUGCGUUGAAAAUUGUGCUGGAGGAAACUGUCCAUUAUGCGGAGAGGGGUUGCAUUCGUCCCGUAAAGAGCUACACGUACCAACAUGUGGUCAUCUUUUACACACUGAAUGUCACAACACUUUGGUCUCUAAUAAUUAUAAGAAAUGUACUAUAUGUAACCUUAAGACAAACUAAGUCGAUUUAAGUUUAUGCAUUAUAUUCACUAAAGCGAAUAUUUCAAAUAAACAGCAGUGCCUAAGCUGCAAA